AUGAGUGCGCAGCUUCGGCAACUUGAGGCCGCUUUUGCUCGACUCAGCAUCCGUCUGGAGGCUGCUGAGGAACGGAUCGAGGAGUUGGAGCGUCAGGUGCGAGGGGACCCUCUCAGCCGAGCGGGAAGCUCUUCCGAGUUCUCCGUAGUCACCUCUACCCCACCAAGGACGGGCAGUCUGCGGCCAGCGAAUCCUCCCGCUCAGGAGUACCCCUUGCAGGCUUCGGCCCGCGGCUCUACAUCGGCUGCCCCUGUGAUCAGUGACCGGGAGAGACAACAGCUGGCGGACGAGAUCGGCGAUUGGCUUCGGCGAGGACUCGAAGAUCGUGGGGUGGGGAACUCCGGCCGAGAACGCCUUAACCUCCGCUCCCGCAUCUACGUGAUUGCUCGGGACCACCGCGGGCAGUGCUUCGAUCCUGUACGGGUGUACUCGCGCCUUUCAGAUCUCAGGUCCCACUUCGGACCGGGCCAGGACCCGGGAGCAGCUGUUUUCAUCGGGUUUGCCUCUGCCUGGGAGGGCGAGGACGAAGGCGCCGACGCCGAGGAGGUCCGGGAGAACCUCAUCGUGCGGGGCGACGAGAUCGUCUUCGACUACCCGCUCGGCGUCCUCUCUGUCGGUGAGGCUGGUGACCGCCGCUUUGUGGCAGCAGCGGCUAUCGGGGAGAGCGCGGACGGCUCUCUGAUAGUCGCUUUCCCGGCGAAGUGCUGGAACCGAGCUGCUGCUAAGCGAGUGAUUGGAUUGGACCUCGUCCGGAAGGUCUCUACGGCUCGGGCCAAGUGUGCGGACUCAGGAGACCGUUCGAAGGCCUUGGAGUCCGAGCUCCGGGUGUGUCUGGGCCUCCUCACUGCGGAAGGGGCCGCUUUUGACUUCGUCCGGGACUUUGACGACGAGCUGGAGAUUUCCUACAGCUUCGGGACCAGCGAGCAGCCCGAGCUCCUUCCACACGCCGAGGCCCUAGGUGAGUUAGCUAAGAACACUUUUGAGUUCCUCACUGGAGAGAGUGCUGCGGCUGGUGGCCUUGAAGGCGGAAGAGCGCAAAAGGACCAGGGCGUGGAAGAGCGCCUCGGCCGUCUGGAAGGAUGCUUCCGAAGCAUCCAGGAGGACUUGAAGAAGCUGACCUCUCGCCAAAGCCCCCCGACUGCCAAGGCUCCUUCGGAACCAAAGCCAGCAGCCCGACCUCCUUCAACCAAGGCGCCCUCCCCGAAGCUCGACGGCCUGGACCCUGCUGUAGUGAAGGCGGCCAUGGACUCCGGGAUUGCGGUAAAGCACAUCGAGGAGAUGGGCCGAUUUCUGCGGAGCCAAGGGAAGGUGACGGGCGACGAGCCGCGAGCUACCAGGGCCCGGCUCGCACGGAGGUCCAACGAGGUCGAGGACGAGCUGGACGACGAGGACCCCGAAGACGAGCCGGCCGCCCCUGCCGAGGAGGAGAAAGACCCCAUCCACACGGCGGUCGAAAAGCUCACGGCGAUCGCUGCCCAACUCGCGGAUGGCAAAAGGAAGGAAGUAAGCCUGGAGGCGUUGCUGGCUCGGGCGAGCCCUCAUCCUCGACUACGCCUUCGCGGAAAAGCGCCGCGGCUCUACGAGCUCUCCGAGAUCGAGUUCACAGCCACCCUCAGGUCUUCGCUGCCGGGGUCGGGGCAGGUACCUGUGACCUGCCGAGCAUGGCUGGAAAGCAGAUCGAGGGUGCAGAGCUAUCCCUCGACCAUCCGGUUCCUUUGGGUGAUCGCGGGGAUCGCCGACUGCCUCCGAGAAUCCAACUACGAGGAAGCAUACCUGCGGUCUCUGUUAGGACUUGCGGCCGGGGACCAGCUGUCGAUAGACCGAGGAAACUGGAAUGUGGCGGGCGAAGUCCUGUUGGAGGACCCGCCUCCCUUCCCGUCCUUUGCAAGCCACACCUUGCCCACGGGCGCCGAAGUGCCCUUCACGAAGCUGAUCGACGCCCGCUGGAUCGAGAUCUUCGUCGCCCGGCUCCGGGAGGUCGACCUCUACCUGGAGUCCAGGCGGAAACUUGCUGCCGGUCCCGGAGGAGGUUCGCGACGGCCCGAAGAUGGUGGUGCUCCGCUUCAGCGGACCGAGACCGAGGACGCACCGGGGGGCCCUCGCAGGCCCCCGAAAGGGAGAGGCCGCGGCACGAAGGGUGCCACGGCGGAGGAGAAGUCUGCGGAGAGCGGAAAAUACCGAGCCCGAGCUGUCCCGAUUCCCGCCAGGUGUCGAGCGGCUCCUCUUUGCAUCCGAGGCCGGCGUUCUCUUGAUGACGAGCAGGCCUCCCAUGUGAAGCGGCUAGAGGAGAUGAUGCGAGACGUUAUUUGCCACUCGCCUGUGUCUGCCGAGGACAUGGGCCGUGUGGCUUCGAAGAUCGAAACCCUUGAGGACAUCGCCCGCUCUCUUCGCUACAAGUCUGAGAAGCUUGCUGUGCUCUGUCGAGGAUAUGGACAAAGUGCCCUGGCUCCCCGAACAGGGGACCCCGUCGAGCUCGACUUCGCUAGCGAGGCUCGCGGAGAAUUUGCCGGGGGGACUGUGGCAAAACCUGUCGUUGCUUCCCGGCUAGAGUUUGGCAAGGCUCCUCAGUUCCACCCUGCGAAGUACAUGGACGAAACCAGCCUCGACCGCUAUCUUCAUCCGCUAGAUCAUGCAGUUCCCGAAGACGAAAGCCCUGAGCCUCCCCCGAAAGCCCGCAUUCUUGCCAGCCCUGCGGAGAAGCUGGCCCUUUUCAAGAAGCUGGACCAAAGUGGGAGGCUGAGGUUCCUUCCGUUGUCUUCUACUCGCUCUCACUGCCUAAACGGCUUGUUUAGCGUGCCCAAGUCGCUGACCGCUGAUCGGAUGAUUCUGGACGCUAGGGGCCCAAACUUGCUCGAAACUGGCUUGAACAGGUGGACGCAAUCUCUCGGCUGUGCCGAGGCUAUCCUUCAGAUUCGACUUGAAGACCGAGAAGUCCUUGUGCUCUCCGGUGCCGACCUUAAGGAUUACUACGACCACUUCGUUAUCAGUCGCCAGCGCUUGUUGAGGAACGCGCUCGCGGGCUCCGUCAGCGAGGCUACAGCCCGGACUUUCAGCUGCUUCGAGAGUCAUCUCACUGGACAAGGCCCCUUUCGUGCCGCGCUCAACAGUAUGGCGAUGGGCGACCUCAACAGCGUGGAGUUCGGACAGCUUUCCCAUCUUUCUCUCAGUUUGCAAGCGGAUGUGUUCCGUCCGGAGGAGAUGCUGACUUUGAAGUCCCGGGCUCCGCGGACACCCAUUGCAGGCGGAGUCGUGAUUGAUGAUCUGUUUCUUGCUGAAAAGAUGGACCGGUCUCAGGUCGGUGAGCUGGGAAAGGGAACGAGCGCUGGGGCCCUCCGUCUCAAGCGAGCUGAGAGCGCCUACGUCAAAGGCGGUCUGCUGCAGAAUUUCAAGAAGUCCUUCAGCGAGCAGCUGAAAGCUGAAGUGUGGGGGGCUGAGAUAGACGGGGACGCCGGGACCUGCCGGCCGCUCACUUCCAGGCUGACCCCCGUGAUUUCGAUCACCGUGGACAUCCUACAAACCAAGGCGGCCACCCGACAUAUCCUUGCGUCUAUAGCGGGCUUCUUUGUUGCCAUUUUCCAGUUCCGACGAAGGUGCAUGUCGUUGCUGGAGGAAGUGUUCAAGGCUCCCCGUUGGCUGGACGAGCACAAGGCCUUUCGAAUUUGGCCAGCCUUGGAGGCCGAGCUCUGGAUGCUGGUGUUGGUCUCCCCCGCCGUCAGGUUCAACUUGCGCAGCAAGUACUGCUGCGAGGUGUCGGCCACGGACUCCUCGGGCAGCUGGGAAGCCGAAGUGUCGCAAACCUUUCCAGAGGCUUUUGUUGCUGAGUUGAGCCGUCACAGUCUCAGGAAGUCAGUGUGGACGAAGCUUCUCCGCCCUCACCAAGUUUCAGCUCGAAUUAUUAGCGAGCUGGACCCGAGCGAAGAGCUUCCCGGCGGGGUCCAGUUCGGUUACCAUCCUGUAUGGCAGACCUUGUUCAGGUCUGUGAAGUUCAGCGAGGUUUGGAGACGGCGGAUAUGGAGACUCAAUGGAAUUCUUCGGCAGAGCUUACCCGAGCACUUGUCUGCAGACAUUUGCGGGAUCUAUGCUUACGUAGGGACCUCCGACAACCCCGCUGAUGACCCCACGAGGCAUGCCAAAGUCCGCGACCCUCGCGAAGCCAUGCCCCGAUGGAUGGAGCACGCCCUCGGCGGUAUGUUCGACGAGCUGGAGGAGUUCCUGCGGAGCUACGACCUGGACACGGUCAGCAUAUGCUGGGGCUCCCGCCUUUCGAUAGCAUCGUUCCCCUCGCUGUGCCAGAGCCAAAGCUUUCUCGAAAAGAUGCUCGGGCUCUUUUUCUACGAGAGCUUGGGAAGCCUGAGCAGCCCCACGAAGCUGAGGAGCUUCCCCUUGUCCGAGCAGGUCAUCGCGAAGUUUGCGGCCGAGCACUACCCGGACCACGAGUACACCAGCUUCGUCUUCCUGACCAAUCUUAAGACUCCGGCCCACCGAAUAUGGGUCGCCGACUCAGAUGGAACGGAGGUGGAGACUAUCAACGGGAAGGAGUGGCGUGGCGAGCGAGUGGUCCUGGUUCUCUACAGCAUUCGGGACUACUUGAAGCUUGCCCGGGCCGAUGCGGAGCUCUUGUCUGCAGCCGGCUACCACCUCCCGAAAGACAUGUACAAGAAGUUUCGAUCUUUGAAGCCGCCGCCUGUGCCCGCUUCGGCCGGCCCAGUCGGUUCUUUGGUAGCAUGGAAAGAUGAUGAGUUAGAGCAGCGGCGCCGCGUCGACGAGACGGCGGGCGACGGCUGUGUGUUUGACUUCCACCCUCACAUCACGGAUGCCUUGCCAAGUUUGACCCUGAGCAGUUUGUCCUUCCAAAGAAGAGCAGAAAAAGACUUUCUGAACUUUUGCUCCGCCCCGGCUACUUGGACCUCUACUCCGGCAGCGCGGGAGUGGCGCAUGAGCUUGCAGCAGCCAGUCAUGGAGGGCAACCAGCACGCCGACUUCGUUGCCGCCCUCGUCUCAGAGUUUCAGCUCCUGUCCGCUGCCCUGGAUGCAGAAAGCAUCAACGACUGGUGGGCUAUUCUAGCUACCACCGCAGGCAGUGGACCAAAGCGCUUGGACCUAGCUGCUUGCGCUCGCUGUUUGGGAGCGCGAAUGGGAGAGGAAGUCAACCUCGUCACCGAGACCACCGUGAAGCUGCAGAACCGUGUCCUUGCUGACUUUGAGGGUUGGUUGCGUUCAGGGCUUAGCGACUCUGCUCUUGGUAGCCUCUCGAGCUGCGCCAUGGCCUACUGCACCAUGAUCCGGGCUUACGGAGACCACCUCUACCGCAGCAAAGGCCCCAUGUAUGUUUACCGCCACCUGCUGGCUUACAUGCAAAAGAAUCGGCUGGGGUUGCGACCUUACCUCCCCAUGGCUUGGGAUCUGCUGUCGCGCUGGGAGAGAGUCGAGCCUGUCCAGCACCGAGUUCCUAUGCCUGAGGCCCUAUACAAAGCGAUGUUUGCUUUAGGGCUGCUGCGGGGAUGGUUUCGCUGGUGCUCUAUCUUUGGUAUAGCCUGUCAUGGCAUCGCCAGAGCGGGAGAGCCUUUACGAGCCCUCCGAAAGGAUCUUCUGCUGCCUUCCGACGCCUUGUCGCCUCUAGCGACAGGGACCUUUAUGGCUGUACGAGGCCCGAAGACUGCUUUCCGGGGAAAAGGCCGGGUCCAGCAUCUCUGCAUAAAGGACGCCGGCUUCAGCGCUUUUCUGGAAUACGUGUACAGCCGCGUGCCUCCUGAUGAGAGGCUCUACCGAGGUUCAGCCUCUGCCUUCCGGAAACGCUGGGACGAGCUGCUUCUGCUGUUGUCGGUUCCAAAAUCCGCUGGCCUCACGCCUGGAGGGCUCCGAGGCGGAGGUGCAGUGAAGGCGUACAAGGAAGGCGUCGGAAUACAAGAUUUGAUGUGGAGGAUGAGGGUCAGACAUGCUGUCACCUUGGAGUCUUAUCUUCAAGAAGUGGCGGCCCUCUCGGUCGUGCCGAAGCUCCCGUCCGAGAGCCGACGCCGUGUCACUGCUGCUUGUGUCUUCUACCAACCGGCUUUGCUCGCCUUCUCUACAGCAGUGGUUGACGCUUACUAA
Molecule: messenger RNA, 6090 nt
Organism: Symbiodinium sp. CCMP2456
Lineage: Eukaryota; Dinophyceae; Suessiales; Symbiodiniaceae
Source: the annotation of a GenBank genome assembly